Caenorhabditis bovis is the source of this 390-nucleotide messenger RNA. Lineage: Eukaryota; Metazoa; Nematoda; Chromadorea; Rhabditida; Rhabditidae. The record is from the annotation of a GenBank genome assembly.
AUGUGGGGUGACAGCGAGAAGCCGGAUUCGCUGCUUCUCGGCUCGCGUCUAGCCGAUGGCGGCGCCAGCGGCAGCGGACGCCAUCUCCACCAUCACCAUCAUUUCCAUCAUCCCCAUCAGCAUUUCGGCAUUGGCACAAAGCCAUUCUAUCAUAUGAAUCGAAUUGCCGGCGGCGCGAGCUCAUCGACAAGCGCCUCGUCGUCGUCGACACAUCCGACGAUGCCGCUUCACAUCGGAAUCCCGUCGUCGUCGUCGCUUCAACACCAUCAGCGGCCGAGAACACCGCAAUCGUUGGUGAUGUGGAAAGGCGAGACGAGUCGAAAAAAGAGAUUCGCUCGAUUGGACGUCUGCACUUUUCGAAAUGUUGCGAAUCAAAUCGAAUUCUCCUAG